AUGAUAGUCAAAGUUAAUGCGAAAACAUUUCUGGCAACAGGGAAGUGGUUACUAACACUUAAGAACAACAAGAAUAUUGCCAAUUAUAAUGCUACACAAGCUAUAAAAUGGAGAUUUAAUCUAUCAAGAGCCCCUUGGUGGAGAGGUUUGUUUGAAAGAUUGAUUAGAAUAACGAAGAAAAGCUUAUCCAAAACUAUUGGUAAAGGGAUGCUUAGUUUCAAUGAAUUAGAGGAAUUAUUUUUGAAUGUUGAGUGCUCGAUGAACAAUAGGCCACUUUGUUAUCAAAGUGACAAGUUUGACAAUCAAGUAUUGACACCUAACGUAUUAAUGAGGGGAAAACCUGCAAUAUUGCUUGAAGAAGGUAUUGCUUUAAUUACAAAAGGGGAAUGUGCAAACGGAGAACCAAGUUUAUGA
Messenger RNA from Hydra vulgaris (swiftwater hydra), 414 nucleotides. RefSeq lists its product as uncharacterized. Gene Ontology annotation, molecular function: nucleic acid binding. The record is from RefSeq and is a predicted model, not a curated record. NCBI's taxonomy places the organism in Eukaryota, Metazoa, Cnidaria, Hydrozoa, Anthoathecata, Hydridae.